UGUGUCUUCUGCUAGCUGUCAAAUCGAGAGGGACCUAAAAGGAAGGAGGAUACUGCUACCUGCCCUGUCAAUCACAUAACGAUUUUUGUUGUUUUGGGUUUUCAACGUCCUGACAUCCUUACACCCAAAUUUGAAACAUGUCACAAAAUCGAGUUGCCGUGGUAACUGGUUCAAACCAGGGAAUCGGUUUCGCCACAGUUAAGGCGCUGUGCUCAGAUUUCGAAGGUUCAGUUUACCUCACCUCCCGAAAUGAGGAACGUGGCCUAGCUGCUGUUGAAGAAUUGAAAAAAAUUGGGUUGCAGCCUAAGUACCACCAACUAGACAUCAAUGAUGAGUCAAGUGUGUUACGGUUACGAGAUUACUUGAAGGAUACAUAUGGAGGAUUGGAUGUUCUAGUGAACAAUGCCGCCAUUCUUUUACCUUUUAAAGAAGGCAUGUCUGAUGACAUUUUUGCUGAACAUGCUUGCACUGUCAUGCAAACAAACUAUUUUGACACUCAGCGUGCUUGCAAAAUUUUGUUUCCCAUCCUUAAACCUCACGCAAGGGUGGUGAAUCUUUCCAGCAUGUUGGGUCAUUUGACACAUAUUCCAGGUGAAGACUCAGUGGCUGUUAACUUGCGUGCUAAGCUGGCGUCCCCGGAUUUAACAUACGAAGAACUUGAUAGCCUAAUGCAUAAUUUUGUGGAUGCAGCACAAAAAGGAGAGCAUACCAAAUAUGGUUGGCCUGCAACUGGUUACUACACAACUUACAUCGUAUCCAAAAUAGGUGUUAGCGCCUUAACACGCAUCCAGCAUAGGGACUUUGAACGUGAUUCGCGUGAGGACAUUGUCAUCAAUCACGUACACCCUGGAUAUGUUUCAACACAAAUGUCAGACUACAAAGGAGUCCUUACUCCAGAAAAAGGUGCCGUUGCUCCUUCCUGGUUAGCGCUUCUGCCACCGAAUGUGCAAGAACCCAAAGGAGCUUUUGUUUGGUGUGACAAGACAAUUGUUGAUUGGGUGAAAGGGCCAAUGCCUCCUUUGGACUGAUAAUUAAAGUUGCAAAUCUUCAUCAUUGUGCCUGUGCUGUUCUUCCACCAUUUCUUCGUGAAGAGGAUGCUUUCGCGUACACUGGCAAGAUGAAUUAAGGCACAUUCCCAUUCCCCCCCGUUCUAAACAUGUUCUUCCUUGUAGUGUAAUACAGUUGGUUGAGGCCUUGAAAGGAAA
Messenger RNA from Daphnia magna, 1205 nucleotides. Its product is annotated as carbonyl reductase [NADPH] 1. The record is from RefSeq and is a predicted model, not a curated record. The transcript has 4 exons. The coding region runs from base 138 to 1028 and encodes 296 amino acids. Lineage: Eukaryota; Metazoa; Arthropoda; Branchiopoda; Diplostraca; Daphniidae. Gene Ontology annotation, molecular function: carbonyl reductase (NADPH) activity.